Molecule: messenger RNA, 1484 nt
Organism: Aspergillus campestris IBT 28561
Lineage: Eukaryota; Fungi; Ascomycota; Eurotiomycetes; Eurotiales; Aspergillaceae
Product: pseudouridine synthase PUS4
Exons: 2
Coding region: 126-1430 (434 amino acids)
Biological process (GO): mRNA pseudouridine synthesis; tRNA modification
Cellular component (GO): mitochondrion
Molecular function (GO): pseudouridine synthase activity; RNA binding
Source: RefSeq, a predicted model, not a curated record
CGUCGAUCGGAACCUUCGCAUUCACUCGUCGCACUUGAUUUGUGUAUUAUUUUUAGGAGGUCUGAAUCGCUGCGAUCCCCUCCAUCCAUCAAUCCUUCCAGAAAGAUCUCCCCUCCCCACAACCGAUGGGUCUCAAACACGGCUUGAAUCUCUUCCGUAAAACCAUGUCUGGAGAAAAGAUCUACGAAGGCGUUUUCGCCGUCCACAAACCCCAAGGCGUCACCUCCGCCGACGUAAUCCGCACCCUCCAACACCACUUCAACCCCUCAGAGACCUUCCGCCCAUGGCUCGAAACCGAGCGCGCCCGCCGCAACCGCGAAAGCCAAUUCCAGCGCCGCCGGCGCCGCACACAGCGUCUGGACGUGAAGAUCGGCCACGGCGGCACGCUGGACCCGCUCGCGACAGGCGUGCUCGUCACGGGCGUCGGCAAGGGCACGAAGAAUCUGAACGAUUUCCUCGGCUGCACCAAGUCCUACGAGACGGUUGUGCUGUUCGGUGCGGAGACGGACACUUACGAUAAGCUGGGGAAGGUUGUGCGCCGUGCGCCGUAUGAGCAUAUCACGCGUGAGGCGGUCGAGGCUGCGCUGGAGCAGUUCCGUGGGAAAAUCAUGCAGCGGCCGCCUAUCUUUUCGGCGCUGAAGGUGCAGGGGAAGAAGCUUUAUGAGUAUGCGCGUGAGGGCAAGGCGCCGCCUAUUGAGAUUAAGGAGCGGCCUAUUGAGGUGUCGGACUUGCGUGUGCUGGAGUGGUAUGCCCCCGGCACGCACGACUACCAGUGGCCUGCGGAGGAGGCUCCCGAGGAGGAGAAGGCUGUUGCGGAGAAGCUGCUGGAUGCGCAGCCGACUGGAUCGUCGACUGUCGAGGGCAGUGCCGAGAGCAAGGCGGAAGAGCAGGAGGGAGCGUCGUCGACGAAGCGGAAAUCGCCGCCCCCUGCUGGUGACGAAGGCAGCGAGCCCGGGAAGAAGCAGAAGGUGUCUGCGGAAGGCGACGCUGUCCCUACUCAGACGGAGGAGUCAUCCUCCUCUCCCUCCAAGACUGCUCCUGCCACCGACGCGCCGGAGUCCACUCCCGCAGAGGAGACGAAGGCGGAGGAGAAAGCGGAGAAGAAAGAGGGCGAGGAAGAGAAGAAGGAAAAGCCCACACCUCCCCAGCCAGCAGCCGUCAAAAUCACCAUGACAGUCUCAUCCGGAUUCUACGUCCGCUCGCUGGCGCACGACCUCGGCAAAGCCCUCGGCAGCUGCGGCCUCAUGAGCGCGCUCAUCCGCACCCGCCAGGCGGAUUUCGAACUCGAGGAGGACAAGAUCCUCGAGUAUAAGGAUUUGGAGGCCGGGGAGGAGGUUUGGGGUCCGAAGGUGCAGCGGUUUUUGGAACAGUGGGAGGAGAAGAGGGUUGCGGGGUUGAAGAAGGGUAGUCGGUCGCCUUCGCCUUCUUAGGUUUGUGUGAGAUUAUCUUUAUCUUGAUUGAUAGAUAUUGGGGGAAGGAAUGGC